Ostertagia ostertagi is the source of this 516-nucleotide messenger RNA. NCBI's taxonomy places the organism in Eukaryota, Metazoa, Nematoda, Chromadorea, Rhabditida, Trichostrongylidae. The record is from the annotation of a GenBank genome assembly.
AUGCGAGAAGUGGUCAAGGCAAUAGAUGGAGUGAGAGUUGGAAUGAUCAAGAUUACCAACGUUCCAAAAGUUGAUUUGCCAAUUGAAGAAUAUUCUGUCAACAGACUUCAGGAAUUUCUGCGUGAACACAGAAAAUUCAAAGGGCAAUCAACAAAGCUCGGUUACUCUUUAUAUCUAGCAAAUGAAGCAUUAGCGAAAGAGAAAACUGAUGUGAAAACAGUUGUUGUGCUUUCGGAUGGCGGUGAAGACACGUGUUGGCGAUAUCAGAUCUGUGACAUGACUGAUGAAUGGAUUCCAUAUAGAAUGCAGCAGUUAGAUCAAGCGGAUAAGAUACGGAAAGCCGGCGCUGUACAAUUCAUAUACGUGGCAGUUGGGGAAACAAUUAAUCCAAAGCAUUGGAGAUAUAAUACGACCAAAUACGAUAUUAUAGCCAUUGCUGGAGGAGAAGAAAAUGUUAUUUAUGCAGGCGAAUAUAAGGUCCAGUUCACGCAUAUAAUUCCAUCUGAAUGCGUGUAA